UCUUUUACUGCGUACCGUUAUUCACUCCGCACUCAGCAGUCGCGAUUCGUACGUCUCGAAAUAAACACCGCAACAGCAUAAAAUUUCAAUGGCGUCGGACGCUUCGCAUGAAACUAGAGAAGAUAUACCUUUAAAGUCUGGGGGACGUCAAAAAAGCUGGAAUUGCAGCAGUUGUUUCUCGGGCGAUGAUUGUCUAGGCGGGUCGCGGCUUGUAAGCACCUCAUUUGGUGUGCUUAGUGUUGUAAUUACCUUUGCGUUGUUAUUACAAAUCUAUUACGGCGAUUAUCAGGUUGUGCCGCACGGUAGCGUGGCGAGCGACAGUCGGGAAUGUUCGGAAAUUGGUACAGCUACCCUGAAAAAAGGUGGAAAUGCUGCUGACGCCGCCAUUGCGACGGCUUUCUGUUUGGCUGUGGUUAAUCCACAUUUUACCGGACUAGAUGCCGAAGGGCAGUUUAUGAUUUACAACCAUCGUACACGUGACCCACCACAGGUGAUAACAUUCCGACGCAAUGUAAACACAAAAAUCGCUGAAAUUCUACCUCGACUUGUGAUUGGUUUGUCAUAUAUCCAUCAGCAACAUGCGUCGAUGACCUGGCGGCAACUACUCGAGCCCGCCAUCUUGUUAGCGCAGCGCGGGUUUUUCAUACCGAAAAGUUUAGCGUUGGCGAUUGAUACAGCGAAUGUCCAGUCACUCUACGGCCAUCUUGAAGCCGGGCAAUUCGCGAAAAUCACACCGAAACUCGCGGAAACUUUGCAGAGCUACGCAGACAUCGCCGAAGAGGAUUUAAGAAGUUAUAUUACACUAGAAAACACCCCGACCUCAUCGACAGCGCUGUGCAGUAAAUUAAAUGAGUUUAAUAUCUGCGUACCCAAUGCGCCAUCUAUCGGACCGGAACUGUUAAUGAAUAUGCAGCGCAUCGGUCAGAAUAACUUUACCAAAAUGGCGGCGGUGCAAGACGCUGAGUAUUACUAUCAUAUCGGCGAAACAACCAAAUUACUCUAUGAAGACUUGAACAUCACGAGUAAUUAUCACGAAGGCACAUCGUCCAACAUCGCAGUUAUUGAUAAAGAUGAUAACUACGUUUCGUUAGUCACGGGAAUGUUUCAACUAUUUGGGUCGCGUGAAUUAAACCCUGCUGGAUACAUUACCGACGUCAAAACUUCGGUUAACAUCGCGUGUAGUCGUGUACCAAUCAUCGUCACCGAUGCCGAAGUUGUUUGUGGACGCAGACUCAUCCUCGGCGCAAAUAAUAUCGCUACAGCAAGCCAAGUCCUCUCCGGGCUGCUUAUCGCCGGUAAUAAUGUGACUACCGGCGUGGAAAUACCCAGAUUCAACUUGUUUAACGACGGCUCUGUUGGUUUUGAAGAUGAUCAUAAUCCGUCGUUUCCGGAUGAAGUCGUCGGCCAUUUUGAAAAGUUAGGCCGCCAGGUGCACAUCAAAGAACCGUACGGCAGCUGCAAUGUUGUCGAGAAGAUGGCGGACACACUCAGCUCACAUUCGGACAGUCGCGGUGGUGGUAUUUCUAGUCGUUUCCGCUAAACCAAAACUAGUAAGACUUAUUUUUGCAUUUAAAGCAAUAUAUUUAUAUAUUGUUUUGGACCCUAUAAUAUAAUAAAUAUAUACUUUUGUUGUUAAUGUAAUAAUAAAACGAAAAAAUCGAACCACGCGAUUGAUUUGCAACAGAAUAAAAUAAAUAAAAACCUAAUACUUAGGCUAGCGCUAAGGAAAACAUGGCUGCUGAUCGCGAAAUAAUCAAACAAACUAACUAUUCAUAUACAUACAAUACGUGUACAUAAAUAUAUCGUAUAAGUGACUUGAAAAAAAAAUGGCACGGGCCUUCAAACUGAACAUAUUUGCUAACAUGGACGCGCAAACCCUGACUAAACACACGGGAAUGUUUCUUGUUUGUGAGUAUGUGAAUGUGUAUGUGAACUAAGUACAUGUGUACAUGUUACCGUGUUAGUUGUGCGUUUUGAGAGAGCUACAACUGGCGGAAUCCUUCAGCAAACCCGGCUGAUAGCGCGAAUCGAGCGAGUGCGGUGCGCUAUCACGACGCGUUGGUGUAGGAUUUACGUGUGAGAUGAACGUAGGCUGCGGGAAACCGGCGAAAUCUUUCUUGUUCGCCACUUCUUUGAUGGAUGUCAAUGUUUUUGACAGCCAUGGACCCCAGGUGCGCUUCGAAGAGUUUAAUUCGUUCUCGGUCGAGCGCAGUUGAUGUGUCAAAUCCUAAAUGACAGAAAUUAACAGAGGGAUUGUAGAUAGGUUAGGCAACCAACCUGAUUUUUACACUCGGCUUCAACCUGCGCAAGUUUCGCCCGCGCCAGUUGAAACUCCAGCUCUCUCACUCUCUCUGUAGGCACGUUAUCGCCAUCGCCUUCUUCUGACAUGCACUUACCAUUGAUAUACUUUGCGCAUGCGUCGCACUUACUAACUUGUGACUAAACAAAACAUAUUAAUAUUUAUUUUGAAUUGAAUUUUGAUUUAAAUACUUUUAGUAAAUCCAAUUCGGCGGUGACAGCACUAAGUUGACUAUCCAAUCGAUGUCGAAUCAGCUUGUAAUCAGCAAUACUGGCGGCGUUCUCUCGCUGCACACUCUCUGCCUGCUCGACUUCUCGCUUAAACAUCUCUUUGAGUUGACAGAUCUCGUCCAGCAUCAUCUUGCGCUCGUCGUCCUGCCGCGUGACAACCAAUCGCAGCUGCUCCACUUCGCUCGCCUGCGUCUCCAUGCUAUCUGCCUCUGAAUCCAAUAUGAUAUUUUCCCAGCUGUCUACAUAGUGUGAUACACUCAUUGUGCAACACGACAAGUAAGAAUGAUCUAGUCUAAAGUGUAGCAAAGAAAUAUUCAUGCUUCACAUGCAAUUGCAGGUUACAAAGAAACAGGCUUGAGUUGAGGUUAUGUUAUAAAGUAAACUAAAUAGGAAAUACCUUUAAGUGCGAUAAACUCCGCUUCGUACUUCUUUAACUUUUUGACUUUCAAAGCGCAUGCGUAUUUAAUCAACUCCUUUGCGAACUGCUCGGUACGAAUCUUUUUCGGCAAGGAAACACGGAAAUAUUUCAAUAUUCCUUCAAAGUCCAACGAAACUAAAUCCUUUUUUGACAUCUAAAUAAAACAUAAUUAUUUUUUUCAAUAA
This is a messenger RNA of Dalotia coriaria, 3132 nucleotides long. Its product is annotated as glutathione hydrolase 7-like. The coding region runs from base 89 to 1540 and encodes 483 amino acids. Gene Ontology annotation, biological process: glutathione catabolic process. The transcript is spliced from 6 exons. Gene Ontology annotation, cellular component: plasma membrane. The record is from RefSeq and is a predicted model, not a curated record. NCBI's taxonomy places the organism in Eukaryota, Metazoa, Arthropoda, Insecta, Coleoptera, Staphylinidae. Gene Ontology annotation, molecular function: glutathione gamma-glutamate hydrolase.